Molecule: messenger RNA, 906 nt
Organism: Adineta ricciae
Lineage: Eukaryota; Metazoa; Rotifera; Eurotatoria; Adinetida; Adinetidae
Source: the annotation of a GenBank genome assembly
AUGCGUUCCAACCGUUCCAAUCAGCGUUCCAAGGUUUUAUCAACAAUAAGUAUUUAUGCUCCAUUAACCAGUGUUGAUUUUCAUCCAAAUGGUUCAUUAGUUGCUGUUGGAACAAUGGGACAAAAUGCAUCUGUUUAUGAUUUACGUGAUCCAAAGAAUAAAUUAGCACAUUUAGUUAAUGCAGAUCAUGGAAAUGUUUAUUCUGUUCGAUAUGAAACAUCACAAUCAUCUACUCUUCAAAGACCAACAACACUUUCACAAGAAACAAGCAAAGGAAUGAGUACAUUUGCUCAACAGACAACACGUUCUCGUCAUACAUCAUCAUCCUCUAUUCAAUCACCAACAACAACGAUCGAUUCAGUGACAACAAAUCGAUCUUAUGGGACACAACCACGAACAGGACAAUCGCGUGAACGAACACUUUCUUCACUUUCAUCAACAACAACGAAAUCAAAUACACCAACAAUUACAUCGAACAAUACAACUAUCAAUGAUCAAAGUUCAUCAUCACCACGGCAACAUCGUAAUGAUCGUUCUGAGCCAAUAUCAACUUCAAGUGGAAAUACGAAUGAUUGUAUGAGUUUCGAAGAUUUCGCUCAAUUAUGUGGCGUUUCUUCGCGCACUCCAAUUGAGAAUGGUCACAAACCAGAUAGAACAAAUGAAAUGAGCGAAUCAUUAAAAACUUUGUUGGAUAAUCGAGUUGAUUGUUUACGAGAAGAUUUCAAAGAUGAUCUUGCUCAAACAAAACUUUCAAUGCAAAUGAAUUUCAUCGUUGAAUUGGAAAAACUUCGAAAUGAUUUAAUGAAACAAAUUGAAUCACAUUCAUUGAACGCACAAUUAAUCGAUGAAAUCGAACGACUUCGAGCAGAAAAUAAACGCUUACGACAACUACAACCUCGAAUCUAA